Messenger RNA from Ictalurus furcatus (blue catfish), 1015 nucleotides. RefSeq names its product purine-rich element binding protein Bb (gene purbb). Gene Ontology annotation, cellular component: nucleus. Gene Ontology annotation, biological process: regulation of transcription by RNA polymerase II. Gene Ontology annotation, molecular function: RNA polymerase II transcription regulatory region sequence-specific DNA binding; DNA-binding transcription factor activity, RNA polymerase II-specific; purine-rich negative regulatory element binding. Bases 16 to 966 code for a protein of 316 amino acids. NCBI's taxonomy places the organism in Eukaryota, Metazoa, Chordata, Actinopteri, Siluriformes, Ictaluridae. The record is from RefSeq and is a predicted model, not a curated record. The transcript has a single exon.
CUGGUGGUGGUGAAGAUGGCGGAUGGAGACAGCGGGAGUGAGCGCGGUGGUGGAGGCAGUGGUGGUGGUGGUGGUGGUGGAGGCGGAGGCGGAGGUGGAGGCGGCGGUUUCUCGCAGUUCCAGCGGGAGCAAGAGACGCAGGAAUUGGCGUCAAAGCGCCUCGACAUCCAGAACAAACGUUUCUAUCUGGACGUCAAGCAAAACUCCAAGGGCCGUUUCAUCAAGAUCGCUGAGGUCGGCGCCGGUGGAUCGAAAAGUCGCCUGACCCUUUCCAUGUCUGUGGCUGCGGAGUUCCGCGACUACCUCGGCGAUUUCAUCGAGCACUACGCCCAGCUUGGACCCAGUAGCCCCGAGCAGAUCGCGCAGUCCUCAGGGGGAGGCCCAGGAGACGACGGCGGCCCUCGGCGGGCUCUCAAAAGCGAGUUCUUGGUGCGUGAGAACCGUAAAUACUACCUUGAUCUAAAGGAGAAUCAGCGCGGCAGGUUCCUGCGCAUACGACAGACCGUGAAUCGAGGGCCGGGCUUUGGUCUCGGAGGCCCCGGAGGCGGCGGAGCGCAAGCGGGUCAAACAAUCGCACUACCUGCGCAGGGCUUAAUCGAGUUCCGCGACGCGCUCGCCAAACUCAUCGACGAUUACGGUGGAGACGACGAGGAGCUAAGCGGCGGUGCAGGGGCCGGCGCGGCCUCAGGUGGUUACAGCGAGCUGCCUGAGGGCACCUCCAUCAUGGUGGACUCCAAGCGCUUCUUCUUCGACGUCGGCUCCAACAAGUACGGCGUGUUUCUGCGCGUGAGCGAGGUGAAGCCCAGCUACCGGAACUCCAUCACGAUUCCGUUCAAAGCCUGGAGUAAGUUCGGCGGCGCCUUCUGCCGCUACGCCGAGGAGAUGAAGGAGAUCCAGGAGAGACAGCGCGAUAAAAUGUACGAGCGGAGAGACGAGUCCGAGGGAGAGGACGUGGAUGACGACUGAUGCUACACAAAGUUUAUUUAAAAAAAAAAAAAAAAAAAAAAAAAAACAA